Malassezia vespertilionis is the source of this 2007-nucleotide messenger RNA. RefSeq lists its product as uncharacterized. The coding region runs from base 1 to 2007 and encodes 668 amino acids. The record is from RefSeq and is a predicted model, not a curated record. Gene Ontology annotation, molecular function: protein kinase binding. The transcript is spliced from 3 exons. Gene Ontology annotation, biological process: signal transduction. NCBI's taxonomy places the organism in Eukaryota, Fungi, Basidiomycota, Malasseziomycetes, Malasseziales, Malasseziaceae. Gene Ontology annotation, cellular component: cytoplasm; nucleus; nucleotide-activated protein kinase complex.
AUGAGCACCACGCCCGCGCGAUUGUCGCCGAGCGUCGCUAUGGGCAACACACAAUCUGCACUGGAAGGGGAUGCUUCGCGGCCCAAGUUUAAGCGGCACCCCAAGAAGCACACACUUGACAGUGGCGCGCGUGCAAAGGUUACGACUGUCCCCGAGGCGCGGGUGACGGUGCAUCGACCUGGCCAUCUCUACUCGCACAGUAUCGGCGCCAAUGACGAUGGCAGCGAUGCCGGCACCGGCGAAUCUACACCCGAGCAUUCUAGCCGCCGUGAUGGCACAAUGGAUGUAUCUGAAUACAAAGGCGUCGUGCUUGCCGGUGCGAACUAUGCGCGUAUGGCAAACAGCGAAUCCAGUUUUGGCGAUUCCUCUCGCGGCUCCUCGCAGGCCGAUUUUAGCGCGGUGCACAGCGAUGGUACGUAUGAAGAGAGCAAUUUUGAGGAUGUUGCGCGCGAUUUACCUGCGCGCGCCGACAGUCCCACCGCGCCACCGGUCCAAACUGCGUUUCGGUUCCCCCGGAUCGAUCCCGAGACGGCAAACAACACUACCGAGCAUGCGAUCAAGACGCCCAGGGCGAAGGAUGUGAGCUCUAUGCAUACCCCUCGCGGCAGUAUGGCAGACGGCAAUAUAGUGAAGACGCCUCAGCCUGGCGCAGACUCGUUCCCGCGCUUGCAGCACCGCGCAUCGCUGUAUAUUGACGACGAUGCGCUUUUGGGCUCGGUCGACGACAGUUCGGUGGUCCAGCCUGGUGCCGCGCAUGACAGCGACAAGAAGCGCGCUUUGAAAACAUACCCCUCCUUCCUCAAGAUUCCUACUGCGCUACCACGCUUCCACGCACAGCAAGAGGGUAUGCCCUCCGGCGACGGAGUUUCCAACUUGCUGGAUAUCUGGCCGAUGCCCAUGUACAGCGGGAGCGGCACGCUUAGCAGCACAGUGCAUGCACAGCCGCCGCCGAGCUCAGAAACAUCGCCAACGUCGUCGCUCAAGCUGGAGUCGCAACACGACAUUGCGUCGCUUCGUGUCCCCUCUACUCGAAGCACUGGUUCUGACAUACGGCGUGGGCGCGAAACAGAGCGCCUGGAAGCACCGUCCGAAAUGCAGUACCGCCAGGCGCAAAUCGAGCAGGUGCAGAGGGCGCUGGAGCAAGCGGCCCUCUCCGCACCCGAGCCCCAGCAAGAAGCGGCGCAGCGCACGCGGGUGAACCUCAUGUGGCGCGGCAAAGGAAAGCAUGUGUAUGUUACAGGCACGUUUGCCGACGAGUGGCGGAGCAAGAUUCCGCUGCGCCAGCUGCGCCCCAACACGCCCUUCAUCGGCACCCUGUACCUCCCGCCUGGCACGCACCGAUUCAAGUUUAUCGUGGACGACCGCUGGCGCGUUUCUAGAGAUAUGAAUACAGCAUCCGAUGGAGACGGCACGCUGGUCAACUAUGUCGAGAUCUCAAGCUCCGCGCAAAAAGACAAUGCAGACAGCGCGCUGCACAUGUCCAGCUCCAGCUCGAAAUCGAAGCGCGAAUCGAGCGUGGAGAGGAUGAAGCCAGAUACGUCGCGGUUCAACGACCCUGCCUGGGCGAGCGCUAUGGCUGAUCUCAAGAUGCAGCAGCGCACGUCGCGCGACGCGUCGGGCGAGUGGGAUAUGCUUACCGAGGAGCUACCUGGCACGGAAGAGAACCACUGGACUGGUGAGGUGCCGUCCGCCGUCGAGCUCGCGCAAGAGACUGAAGAAGCGCUGCACGAGCACGAAAUGGGUGCAGACGCUGCAGAGCUGCUGCCGUCGCCGCCGCAGCUGCCGCGCCAGCUGGAAAAGGUGAUUUUGAACUCUUCUCCCGCGACUAGCGGGGCAAUUAAUACGAUGGCUACGCUGGUCGACGACAACAGUGUGCUUCCUGCGCCAAAUCACGCCGUCUUGCAUCAUCUCGCCGCGAGCGCGAUCCGGAACGGGGUAUUAGCGAUCGGCACCGUGACGCGGUUCCGACGCAAGUAUGUAACAACGUUGCUUUAUCGACCGGUCUAA